CGUUGUACUUUACUUUUUAGAAACUAGUGAAGUAAGUCUCAAACAAAUUUUGGAGACUUUGAACACAAGUAAGCCAGCUCCUGAAUUUGAAGAUGCACGUGCUGCCCUCAAUACUGUCCACGUGACGAGCUGCAGCAGAAUUCAGGUGAAUGACUUGAAAGAUGCUUUUGAUGACCUCAGUGUUUGUUUAAAGCCUGAAGAACACCAGAUGUUGGAAAAAACACUUGAUGUUGAUGAGAAGGGAAAUGUUUCCCUAAAGACUGCCCUUUUAGCGCUGAAGAGCAAUAAGCGUUUUCAAGAUUUUAGAGAGGUUAGUGAACUUGCAAAGGCCUUAGACAAAGUCACCCAUGAAAAAAUUGAUGUUGAUGAUGUAAAAGCUGUAUUGCAAGGCCUGGGGAUUUAUUUUCCAGAGGAAGAAUUACAGGAGGUGCUCACAUCCGUUUCUGUUGAUGAUGAAGGGAAAGUGGACUUAAAAGAUUGCCUGACUAGGUUGAUGCAAACGCCAUAUUUUACAAAAGGUUCAAAAAUAGACAACCUCUUGAAAGUUCUGGUCUCCAUUAGGAAAAAUGUGGCCAAUCCUGAUGACCUAGGCUCCAUGAUGAAAAGUAUAGGAGUUCCAUUACCACAAGAUGUGAUUGAAAGAGCAUUGAAGAAUGUGGCUCUCACAGAGGAUGGGACAGUAAAUUUAGAAGAGUUUAUGGGCAAUUUGGUCAAUUCAGAAUUUUCAUCUCUACUUGAAAGAAAUAGGAUUGAUGACAGCAAUCUAGACACCUUCCUAGGAAACAUGAGGAUGGAGAUGUCAGUUGAUAAAACAGUGAACAAGAAUGAGAUAAAAGAUAGGAGAUCAUCUAUGGGAAGGAAGAUUGAUUUCAGUAAUGUGGAUGCUGUUCUGAAAAACAUGGAUAUAAAACUUACAGAAGAUGAACAACAGGAACUACUAGAACACCUUUCAGCUACUACUGAUGAAGAUAUGGAUAUGAAAACAUUGAUAGGAAUUGUGAAGAUGCUUAAAGCUGAUAGGCAAGUUGAACUUAAUAAACUAGUGAAUGAAGCUAAAGCUGUUACAGGGUUGCAAGUUGAUGUUCACAACCUUGACACUAUUCUUGGAAACAUGGCAAUCAAACUUACAGCUGAGGAUGUUAAUGAUCUAACCCUAAAUCUACCAGUUGAUGGAGGAGAGGUUGUUUUCAAUAACAUGAAAAAAGUUCCAGGAAACAUGGGAAUAGAACUCAAAGAUGAGAAACACUGGGAGUUGGUGAACAAUCUGCCAACUGAUGGAGGGAACAUUAGUGUGAGUAAUUUGGACAGCAUUCUGGGAGAAAUGAGAAUUAAGCUCACAGAAAAGGAACAGGAAAAACUGACAGAAAACCUGCUACUUGCUGGAGGGGUUAUUGAUGUCAAUAAAGUGAAUACUCUUUUGCAAGACAUGGGGAUGAACCUUACAGAAAAGGAAAUUAAUGAUCUGACACACAGUUCACCAGCUGAUGGAGGAGAAAUUAAUGUCAGUGAUAUUGAAAAUACUCUGGAAAAAAUUGGGAUAGAGCUCACAGAUAAGGAAUGCUUGGAGUUACAGAAAUAUCUGCCAGCUGAUGCUCAUGGAAAACUGGAUCAGAAUAGCUUGAUGGAUGGUGUGAAAACUCUUAAAGGAGGGAUUGUUGAUGUCACUAAACUGGACACUGUUUUGCAAAAUGUGGGAAUGAAACUCACAGGAACGGAAAGUAAAGAUUUGAUAAAGAACCUAGCUGUUGAUGAUAAUGGGAAGGUUAAAAUGAAAAAGUUAAUGGAUGCAUUGAAAGCUUUUACUGGAAAAAAGGUUGAUGCCAGUGAUUUGGUAAAAGUUCUGGGAAACAUGGGGAUCGAGCUCACUGAAGGAGAAUUUAUGAAGCUGGAACAAACAAUACCAAUCGAUGCUGCUGGACAAGUGUAUCAGAACAGGUUGUUGGAUGGUGUGAAGUCUCUGAAAGGAGGAAUGGUUAAAGUUGAUGACCUAGAUACUGUUCUAGAAAACCUUGGGUUCAAACUCACAGAACAGGAACAUGAAGAUCUGACAAAAAAUCUUCCACUUAAUACUAAUAGGAAGGUUCAUCUCAAUAAGUUAGUGAAUACAGUGGAAACUAUUACAGGGGAAGAGGUUGAUGUCAGUGACGUGGAAGAUGUUUUGGGAAAGAUGGGCAUAACAUUCACAAAUAAGGAAUUUAUGAAGCUGUUAGAAAAUCUGCCACUUGAUGCUAAUGAAAAAGUCUACAAGAAGAGAUUACUAGGUGCUUUGAAGUCUCUUAAUGGAGGGGUCAUUGAUGUGAAUAAACUGGACGCAGUUUUGGGGGACAUGGGAUUAAACCUCACAGAAGAAGAAAUUAAGGAUCUGAAACGCAACCUGCCCACUGGUGCAGAUGAGAAAGUUGAGAUAAGAAAGUUGUGGGAUGGAUUAAAAGCUUUUACAGGACAAAAGAUUGAUGUGCAGUAUCUACCAGACUUUCUGAGCAACAUGGGUAUUGAGCUAACAGAUAAAGAACAAAUGGAGCUGCUAAAAAUGCUGCCAGUUGAUGCUGCUGGGAAGAUCUGUGAAAAUAGAUUGUUGGAUGAUGUGAAGUCUUUUAAAGGAGGGAAAGUUGAAAGAUGUAAAAUCAAUACUGUUCUAGAAAAGAUGGGAAGCAAGCUCACAGAAGAGGAGAUUAAAAGUCUAACAGAUAACCUACCAGUUAAUGCUAAUGGGAAGGUUGAUCUUGAUAAGUUGAUGGAAGGAGUGAAAGCUCUUACAGGAGGGGAGAUUGAUGUCAGUGACAUGGAAAAUGUUCUUGGAAACAUGGGAAUAGAGCUCACAGAAAAGGAAUGGUUGAAGCUGUUGAAAAAUCUGCCAGUAGAUGCAGUUGGGAAGACCUAUCAAAAUAGACUGAUGAGUAGUAUAAAGUCUCUUAGAGAAGGGACAAUUGAUGUCAAUAAACUGGACACAGUUCUGGGAAACAUGGGCAUGAGCCUCACAGAAAAAGAACUUAAAGAUCUCACACAAAAUCUGCUAGUGAAUGGUGAAAAGAUCGAUAUCAAUAACCUGGAAAAUGUCCUUAGAAAUACGGGGAUUGAACUUACUGAUAUGGACCAUACGCAGCUGGUGAAAACAUUGCCAGUUAGUGGAGGAAAAGUUGACAUCAGCAACCUGAAACCUCUUCUGGAAAAAAUGGAUAUCAAGCUCACUAAAAAAGAACUUGUACAGCUGAGAGAAAAUCUACCUACUGAUGCUAAUGGAAAAGUUGAUCUGAGUAAGAUCAUGGAUGGAGUGAAAACUGUUACAGGAGGAAAUGUUGAUAUCAAUGAUGUAAACACUGUUCUGGAAAACAUGGGAAUAGAGCUCAAAGAUAAAGAAGGUUUGGAACUGGUGAAAAAUCUGCCUUUUGAUGAUGAUGACAAGAUCUUUCAAAACAGGUUACUAGAAGUUGUGAAGUCUCUUAAAGGUGGGAACGUCAAUGUCAACAACUUGAGCACCAUACUGGAUAAUAUGGGAAUCAAGCUCGCAGAUGAGGAACUUAGGGAUCUGACUCAAAAUCUCCCUGUUGAUGUUGACAAGAAGAUUUCUCUAGAAACAUUGAUGAAUAAAGUGAAAGCUUUUACAGGAGAAAAGAUUGAUUCUAGUGACCUCAAAAAUGUCCUGGGAAACCUGGGGAUUGAGCUCACAGAUAAGGAAAAAGAGAAGCUGCUGGAAACACUGCCAAUUGAUGCUGCUGGAAAGGUAUAUGAAAAGAGGUUGCUGAAGGGUCUGAAGUCUCUCAACAGGGGCAAGGUUCAUGUAAAUAACCUGGACAGUACUCUAGAAAGAUUGGGAAUCGAGCUCACAGAAGAGGAACUUGCAAAUCUGUCAGAAAACCUACAAGUUGAUGCUAAUGGGAAGGUUGGUCUGAAACAGGUGAUGGACAGAGUAAAAGCUACUACAGGAGGGGAGGUUGAUGUCAAAGAUGUGAAAACUAUUCUGGAAAACAUUGGAAUAGAGCUCACAGAUAAGGAAUGCUUGGAACUGGUGAAAAACCUGCCUUUAAAUGAUGAUAACAAGAUCUUUAAGAACAGGUUGCUAGAAGGUGUGAAGUCUCUUAAAGGUGGGAAGGUCAAUAUCAACAACCUGGACACCAUUCUGAAUAACCUGGGUGUCAAACUUGCAGAUACGGAACUUAAAGAUCUGACUCAAAAUAUACAUGUUGGUGUUGAUAAGAAAAUUCCUCUAGAAACACUGAUGGAAAAAGUCUUAGAUUUUACAGGUGAGAAGAUUGAGUCUAGUGAUCUAAAAAGUAUUUUGGAGAAUCUUGGAAUUGAGCUCACGGAUAAGGAAUUAGAGAAGCUGCUGAAAGUACUGCCAACUGAUGCUGCUGGAAAGUUAUAUCGUAAUAGAUUAUUGAAGAGUAUAAAGUCUCUCAAAGAAGGGAAGAUUAAGAAGAAUAACCUCCAUACUAGUUUGGAAAAUAUGGGAAUCAAGCUCACAGGAGAGGAACUUGCUGAACUAUCAGAAAAACUACAGGUUGAUGUGAAUGGGAAUAUCGAUCUACCUAAUGUGAUGGAAGGAGUGAAAGCCAUUACAGGGGAGGUUGACAUAAAAAACCUGGAAACCGUUAUAGGCAGCAUGGGCAUUAAGCUCACUGACAAGGAACUUGAAGAUCUGAUGCAAACCCUGCCGGUCAGUGUUGAUAAUAAAGUGGCUCUGAAAACUUUGAAGGAAGAAGCAAAAGCUUUUACGGGAGAAAAGAUUGAUUCCAGUGACCUACAAAAUAUUCUAAAAGACAUGGGGAUCGAGCUUACAGACAAGGAGCACAAGCAACUGCUAAAAACAUUGCCCAUUGAUGCUCAUGGAAAGGUGUUUCAAAACAGGUUGCUGAAGGAUAUGAGGUGUAAUAAAAGAGGAAAGGUUAAUGUAAAUAACCUGGAUACUGUUUUAGAAGCUAUGGAGGUCAAGCUUACAGAAAAGGAACUUGAUCUGCUGAAAGAUCCUCUCAGUGCCUAUGAGAAAAUUGAUCUGAAAAAACUGAUGGAUAAUGUAGAAGCUAUUAUAGGUGAGGAAAUUGAUGUCAAUGACGUGGAAAUGGUUCUAGAAAACAUGGGGAUAGAGCUCACAGAUAAAGAACUCUCAGAACUAGUGAAUAAUCUGCCAGUUGAUAAUGGAAAGGUCUAUCAAAAAAGGUUGAUGGAUGGCAUAAAGUUUCUUAAAGAAGGGAAGAUUGAUUCCAGUAAAGUGGAUACGGUUUUGGGAAACAUGGGCAUAAACCUCACUGAAAAGGAGCUUAAAGAUCUAGUACGAAACCUGCCAGUUGACGUUAAUGGCAAGGUUGGUCUGGAAAAGUUGAUGAAUGAAGUGAAACCUUUUUCAGGAGAUAAAGUUGAUACCAGUAAACUUGAAAGUGUUUUGGGAAACUUGGGGAUUGAGCUCACGCCUAAUGAGUGCUUGAACUUGCUGAAGACACUGCCAGUUAAUGCUGAUGGAAAAGUGUAUCAGAAAAGGUUGAUGAAGGGCAUAAAGUCUCACAAACGAGGCAAUGUUGAUGUCAAUAAGUUGGACACUCUUUUAGAAAACAUGGGAAUCGACAUCACAGAACAAGAAUUCAUGGAUCUGAUAGAAAGACUUCCGGAUGAUGGUGAAGGGAAGGUCAAACUAAGUACAUUGAUGGAAGAAUUGAGUACUGUUUUAGGAGAGGAGGUAGAUGUCAGUGACUUAGGAAAUGCUCUGAAAGACUUGAAAUUAGAGGUCACAGAUGAGGAAUACUUGAAUUUGGUAAAAACUCUACCAGUUGAUGCUGAAGGAAAAGUGUUUCAAAAAAGGUUGCUGGAUGGUGUGAAGACUCUUAAAAGAGGAAAGGUUGAUAUGAAUAACCUGGAUGCAUUUCUGGAAAAUAUGGGAAUUGAGCUCUCACAUAAAGAACUUGAAGAUUUUUCACAAAACCUACCAGUUGACGUUGACGGGAAGGUUGGUCUGAAAAAUGUGACACUGAGAAUGAAAGAUUUUACAGGAGAAAAGAUUGAUGCUAGUGAUCUGAAAAAUGUUCUUAGAGACAUGGGGAUAGAAGUCAAUGAUAAGGAAUGUCUGGAACUGCUGAAAUUACUACCAAUUGAUGGUGACAAGAAAGUUUUUCAGAAUAGAUUGCUAACAGCUUUGAAGUCUUUCAAAGGAGGAAAGGUUGAUGUCAAUAACCUGAUCACAGUUCUGGGGAACAUGGGGAUCAAGCUCAAAAAUAAGGAAUUUAAAAGUGUGGUACAAAAUCAGCCUAUUGAUGCUGAUGGAAAUGUUUCUCUGAAAAAACUGAUGAAUGAUGUGAAAAGAGUUAAAGGAGAAAAAGUUAAUGUCAAAGAUGUGAAAAAUAUUGUGGAAGGCAUUGGGAUAGAAUUCACACCUAAAGAAUACUUGGAACUGGUGAAAACUCUGCAAGUUGAUGAUGAUGGAAAUAUAUAUGAAAAUAUAUUGCUCGAUGGUGUGAAAUCUUUCAAUGGUGGGAAGGUUGAUGUCAGUAACCUGGAAAACAUUUUGGAAAACAUGAAAAUCAAGUUCCCAGAUGAGAAACUUAAAGAUUUAUCACAAAACCUACCUGUUGAUUCUUCGGGCAUGACUGAUCUGCAUAAACUGCUAAAAGAAAUAAAGAAAUUCACAGGAGGAAAAGUUGAAGCCAAAAACAUACGCAAAGCUCUGGGGAACAUGGGAAUAGAGCUCUCAAAAAGGGAACUCUGGGAGCUGUUGAAAAUAUUGCCCAUUACUGCUGAUGGAAAGGUAGAGAAAAAUAUAUUACUCGAUCAUAUAAAAGCUUUUCCUGGUAGUAAGUGUCAUGUCUCUAAAAUGGAAACUAUCCUGGAAAACAUGGGUUAUGAGCUGGAGGAUGAGGAAGUUGAGGACCUGCGGAACCACUUGCCAACUGAGGAUGAAAAAGUUAAACUGAAUCUGCUCAUGGAAAAUGCAGAAUCAUUCAGAGGAAUGAAGGUUAAUAUCAAUGAAGUCAAUGAUGUUUUGAAAAACAAAGGGAUAGAACUAACACCUAAGGAACGCUGGAAGCUGCUAAAAACUCUGCCAGUUACUUCUGAUGGAAAAGUGUAUUACAAUCGGUUGCUAGAUGGUUUAAAGACUUUCCCAGGAGGGAAAGUUUUCAAAAAUAAACUAGAAACCAUUCUAGAAGACUUGAACUAUAAACUUGAAAAGAAAGAAAUGAAAGAUCUACAGAACCAUUUGAAAACUGACAGUAAUGGGAAGAUUUCACUGAACUCCCUUAUGAAUAUAGUAAAUUUAUUUUCUGGUGGUAAGAUUAAUGCCAGUGACACACAACUUUAUCUGGAAAAUGUGGGUAUUGAAUUAACGAAGAAAGAAAGCAACGAACUACUGAGCAUAGUGCCGAUGGAUGAUCAUAAGAUGGUGUAUAAAAAUAGGUUGAUGGAUGGAGUGAAGACCUACAGAGGAGGAAAGGUUAAUGUCAAUAAAAUAGAUGAUGCUCUUGAAAACAUGGGAUUCCCUCUUGAAGAGGACGAAGUCGAUGAACUGUGCAGUCGCCUGCCGAUUGAUAAUGAGAGAAGAGUUAAACUGGACAAACUUCUGGAUGAACUACAUGAACUGCUAGGGGAUGAAAUUAACUAUGAUGACCUGGAAAAUAUUCUGAAAAACAUAGGGUUAAGACUCCAACUGAAAGAAAACUCUGUAUUGAUGAAAAGUUUGCCAAUUGAUGCUGCUGGAAAGUUGUAUAAGCAUAAGUUGCUGGAUGGCAUAAGGUCUCUCAAAGGAGUGGAGCUUGAUGUUAAUAAGCUAGAACCCUUCAUGGAAAAUAUGGGCUUUGAGCUUGAAGAAGAAGAAUUCCAAGACCUGCUAGACAGCCUGUCCAUUGAUGAUGAGGGGAUGGUUAAAAUGAGUGUGGUAAUGGAUAAAGUAAAUCUUUUUACAGGUGAGAAGGUUGAUACUAGUAACCUGGAAACUUUUCUGGAAAAUAUGGGGAUAAAGCUCACAGAAGAUAAAGGCACAAAACUACUGAAAAAUCUUCCAGUUGAUGCCAAAGGAAGGGUAUAUAUGAACAGAUUGAUGAAAGAAUUAACAUCUCUUGAAGGGACGAAGGUGUCUUCAAAUAAAGUGGACACUUUCAUGAAAAACAUGGGAAUUGAUCUCAAGGAGAAAGAAAUCCAGGAAUUGAAGGACCAUCUACCAGUUGAUGAUAAUGGGAAGAUUGAUUUAAAUAUGUUGAUGGAUGAAGUUAAAUAUGUUGCAGGAGAGAAGAUUCAUACUGAGGACCUGAAAGAUGUUCUGAAAAACAUGGGUAUAGAGAUCACAAAUAAGGAACAUAAAAAGCUGGUGAAAACUCUGCCAGUUUCUGCUGAUAAAAAGGUGUUUGAGAAAGAAUUACGGGAAGGUGUGAAAUCUUUCAAAGGAGGAAAGGUUACUGUCAGUGACCUAAGAAAUGUUCUACAAAACACUGGGUUCAGACUCGAAGCAAAUGAAAUCCAGGACCUGCAGACCCACCUACCAGUUACUGAAGAUGAAAAGGUUGACUUAGAUGUGUUGAUGGACGCAGCAAACGCUUUUACAGGAGAAAAGGUUGAAGCCAGUGAUUUAAAUAAUGUGCUGGGAAACAUGGGAAUCAAGCUCACUGAAAAAGAAGAGUUGAUACUAUCAAAAACACUGCCAAUCUCCAGAGAUGGAAAGGUGUAUAAGAAAAGAUUACUAGCUGGUUUGAAGCCUUUCAGAGGAAAAAAAGUCCAUGUCAAUAACCUAGACACCCUCACAAAGAGCAUGGGAAUUCAGCUUGAGAAAGAAGAUUGUGAGGACUUACUGAAACAUCUGCCAGUUGAUGAGAAUGAAAUGGUUGAUUUGAAUGUGGUGAUGGAUGAUGCAAAAGCUUUUACAGGAGAGAAGAUUGAUGUCAGUAAUCUGGACAAUGAGCUGAGGAAACUGGGGCUAGUACUCACUGAUAAGGAGAAUAAGGAGCUGCUGAAAAUUCUACCAGUUCACACCAAUGGCAAAGUGUAUAAGAAUAGAUUGCUAAAAUGUGUGAAGGCCCUCAAUGGACCAAGAGUCAAAGUCAAAAAAGUGGAAACCCUUGUGGAAAACAUGGGAAUUAGACUCAAGCGUAAGGAACUUGAGGAACUAAUGACCCAACUGUCAAUUGAUGAUGAUAGAACAGUUGGUCUGAAUGAUUUGAUGGAUGCUGUCAGUUAUAUCAAGGGAGAGGUAAUUGAAAUCCAGGACUUAGACAACUUUCUAGCAAGUGAAGGGUUUGAGCUCACAAAAGAAGAAAUGAAGGAGCUGAUGCCUCAUUUGACAUUUACUGGAAAUGGAAAGGUUAAAGUGCAUUCAAUAAUGGAGGGCCUAAAGAACUUUAAACCAAAAAGAAUGGUGCCUCUACAUAAGUUGAUGAAAACUGCAAAUGAUAAUAAAGAUAGAGUUACUGGCCACAUGGCAGUUUCUGACAUUAAAUCAAAACUUAAGCUGAAUCCUCUAACAAAAGUACCCAGCUACUAUGGCAAAAGGGAUAAAGAUUUACCAGGAUCUCCCCCAUGCCAAUUACAGCACAAAGAAAGGAAGUUGAAUGCUUCACAAAUGCAAGCCUUCCAAGAUGCCUACAACUAUUUUAAUAAGGAUAAAACUGGCUGUAUUGAUUUACAUGGAAUGAUGUGCACUUUAGCUAAGUUGGGAAUGAAUCUAACCAAGCAUGAUGUCUAUAAUGAAUUAAGAUGUGCUGAUAUUGAUCGAGAUGGGAAGGUGAAUUUCUCAGACUUUAUAAAAGUGCUAACAGAUCAGAACCGCUUCCUUAAGGCUGUGGUUCCAGAAAAGGAAACCUGUUUAGAUUUAGCUGGCAACCCAGGAAUCCUGUUGUUUGAAAUCCUAUCAAAGCUUGUAGAGACUUCAGCCUUACCCAGAAAGGCUAUAAUGGAAAUCGUAAGCUAUUUCCGAAGAAAAUUCCAGGAGACCACCUCAGGAAUAUUAUGGAGUCCCUAUGCUAUGGGUUAUGGAAAAAGGAGACUUAAGCCAGACAUAUGCACACCUCCAAGCUCAAGCACGGCUGCCUUUGCUAGUGCUGCCCGGAUCGCAAUAAUGAAAGAAAAGGAUUUACUUAAAUUUCUGGAAGAGCUCAAGAGAUGCAAUCCUCCUUCAGAUAGCCCAUAUUCAAAAAUACCCAUCUUUCCAUUGUUUCCUAAUGUGGAUGGGGUGGUAAUGGGAAAGCCAUUCAGAGACCUACAGAAAUUAGAAAUGCUAAGGAGAAAGGAGCCUCUGAAUUUCUUUGAGAACUAUUUUUUCCAUAAAAGAGACUGGAAAACACAGGCAGCAAAUAUAAAGCCUAUCGAGCCGAACUCAGGCUAUCCAACUGACAUCCUUGCCAUUGACCAAAUCCUCAAGAAAAAGCAGAAUUGGACAGUGACUGAUGCAGCUGCUAUUAAACAGCACGUAAAAAGAGCUACAGAUACCUAUAAUUUAGGAACUGCCCUUGAGCACCGGAAAGAAAUGCUAAACCUAUGGCAGAAGAUCCGAGGGGAUUUGAUUGGGAUAGACACUAAAAAUGAGUCCUUUUAUGACACCUUUUCUACUUAUACAUGGUCCUGGAAUGUUUGCCAAGAAUUACUUUCCCCAAAGGACUUAAGGUUAUUUGAUGCCUACGUGAAUAGAAAUUCCUUCCACAACUCUGUAUUCUCUUCCUCUUCGGAUAUCAGUGAAUGUGACACAGAGACAGGGAGAAAAAGAAAACGGAAACGUUUCAAAGGAUUUCAACAAUGAAAUGUCUACGUUUUCUAAACAGCUCGUUGGAAACUACUUUUUCAUAGAUAUCAAAAUUAUUCUUGCUUUUGUCUAAUACAUUCUUAGCAACUGGAAAUAUUGUCAUCUUCUGAAUUCUGACCAGUAAAAACGUUUAAGUCAUAA
Molecule: messenger RNA, 10846 nt
Organism: Equus caballus (horse)
Lineage: Eukaryota; Metazoa; Chordata; Mammalia; Perissodactyla; Equidae
Source: RefSeq, a predicted model, not a curated record